CGGCCAGCUCAGUAUCUUGGCGGCCUCGCUAGCAGCCGGACGCGAAAAAACCACCCCCAAAACCCCCGGCAAAGAGUGAAAGGACGAGAGUGAAAGUGAGAAAGAAAAAGACACCUGAACCACAAUCAACGCGAACGCGAAGUAUCAGCAAGCGCACUCCAACACAGCCGACACAAAAAAAACAAAGAAGACAAAGUUCUGGGCCUCUGGGCGGACUCGGGAAGGGCUAUGGCAUUGGUUGCGGGCAUGGCGUCGCUGGUCACUGGCUGGCUGUUUUCGCUCGAGGGGCUACUGCUGGUCGGUUCGGUAGCGCUGCUCUACUACUUCCUCGUCGUGUCCGUCCACCGGUACUUCGCGGAGCGUGGCGUUGCCCACGAGCGACCAUCGUCGGUGCUGGGUAAUGGCAGCGAUUUCCUGCUCCGCCGGCGUCACUUUACCGACGUGCUCGAGCAGCUGUACCGGCGGUUCCGGCGGCACCGCUUCUUCGGUUACUUCGACUUCCUCUCGCCGAUCUACGUGAUCCGGGAUCUGGAGCUGGUGAAGCAGAUCUGCAUCAAGGACUUUGACCAUUUUCUGAACCAUCGCAUCCAGCUGGACGAGAACCACGAUCCACUGUUCGGGCGGGCCCUGUUCGCGAUGCGCGAUACGCGCUGGCGGAACAUGCGCGCCGUCCUGAGCCCGGCCUUCACCGGCAGCAAGAUGCGCCAGAUGUUCGGGCUGAUCACCGCGUACUGUGAGGCCGCGGUCCGGACGAUCGAGGGCGAAACGGCUGGCACCGGCGGGUACGCGGAUCUCGAGAUGAAGGAGCUGUUCCGCCGCUUCGGUAACGACAUCGUGGCGACGUGCGCGUUCGGCAUCGAGAUCAACUCGUUCCGCGAUCGCACCAACGCGUUCUACACGCUCGGCAAGGAGCUGACCAACCUGGACGGCAUCCAGGGGCUGAAGUUUCUCGCGUUCAGCUCGUUCCCCCGGCUGAUGCAGCUGCUGCGCCUCCGGCUGUUCAGCGACAAGAUGACGCGCUUCUUCCGCCACGUCGUGCUGGAUACGAUCGGGCAGCGCGAACGGAAGCGCAUCAUCCGCCCGGACAUGAUCCACCUGCUGAUGGAGGCCCGCAAGCAGGAGCUCAAGUUCGACGAGAACGGUAACGUGGUGCACCACAACGGUACCGCCAAUGGCAGCGAGAUGGACGGUAUUGGACCAUCGAAGCGCCUCAUGGAUUGGACCGACGAUGAUCUGGUCGCCCAGUGCACCGUGUUCUUCUUCGGUGGCUACGACACCGUCUCGACGCUGUCCGCGUUCAUGGCGCACGAGCUGGCGGUCAACCCGGACGUGCAGCGCCGGUUGCGCGAGGAGGUGGACGAGGUGCGUACCGCGCUCGCCGGGGCACCCCUCACCUACGAGACGAUGCAGUCGAUGCGCUAUCUCGAUAUGGUGGCGAUGGAAACGCUCCGCAAAUGGACGCCCGCCCCGUUCCUCGACCGUAUGUGCACGAAACCGUACGUGCUGGAGGACUACGAUGGCCACAAGGUGCAGCUGCGCAAGGGUGACGGCAUCUGGAUACCGGCGUACGCGAUCAUGCGCGAUCCGGACCUGUUCCCCGAGCCGGACCGGUUCGAUCCGGAGCGCUUCGCGACCGACGGCAAGGGUACGGUCGAUCCGUCCACCGUCCUGGCGUUCGGUAUCGGGCCCCGUAACUGCAUCGGUUCCCGCUUUGCCAUCAUGGAGGUGAAGGCCGUCUUUUACUAUCUGCUGAGCCGCUUCCAGCUCGAGAUGGCCCCCGCUACCCAACAUCCGAUCCGCCUGAAGGUCACCAGCCUGGCACCGUCCGCCGAGAAGGGUUUCUGGAUUCGGUUCCGGGUGCGCCAGCCGGCCGCCUAGCCGCCCAGUCGAGCGCGCUAUGAUCGAAACGGCCAACCGGGUCACCACACCUUCCCCCAAUCAUUCUUUGUUCCGCCCCAGGCGCCCCCCUCACAGGGUGGCAAUCACAGCGCACGAUGUGCCCAACUUCAAGAAGGUGCGAGAGAGAGAGAGAGAGAGAGAGAGAGAGGGUCAAUUGGGAGCAAUUGAUCGUCGCCCGUGAUUUUUGGGACUGGUUGCUGUUGUUGGAGGUGGGCCGCCGGUUUAGCCUUUCUUCUUCUCGCACACGACCCAUCGUGUGCCGCGAACAAUGGCGCUGCAGCACGCUUCCUAUCUUAUCUCUGCUACUCCUUCCUUCUCGCUCUCCCCCCCUCCCUCCGCCACUGGCGUUUGCUUGCUCAUCUGCUUGAAAUUGAAUCGGUUUAUCUGUGCACUAGAAGAACUAGAGAACAUCAAUAAAUCAUUCGUUUGUGUGCA
Molecule: messenger RNA, 2334 nt
Organism: Anopheles darlingi
Lineage: Eukaryota; Metazoa; Arthropoda; Insecta; Diptera; Culicidae
Product: probable cytochrome P450 9f2
Exons: 2
Coding region: 229-1878 (549 amino acids)
Molecular function (GO): iron ion binding; oxidoreductase activity, acting on paired donors, with incorporation or reduction of molecular oxygen; heme binding
Source: RefSeq, a predicted model, not a curated record